AUGUCGACCUUACAACGUCGUAGAGUAAACAGAGCUGGUUCAGACAGUAGUGGACCAGAAUUAUCACCUACCGUUACAGCAGAACAAUUAGCUGAUGAUGUGAGGAAUUCAGCCUCUAAUACUGAACGUACUAAAUAUAAAAGCCAAGAUGCUGAUGACGAUGACGAUAGUUCAAUUGUCGGUAAAAGGGUCGCGUAUGACCCAGAGGAGGCUAAGCUGCAAGGUGACUAUUCUAUACCCACAUUGACACUAAUGGAAGAAGUAUUACUUAUGGGUUUAAAGGAUAGAGAGGGUCAUUUAUCAUUUUGGAACGAUAAUAUAUCGUAUGCUUUACGUGGAUGUAUAUUAAUUGAAUUGGCCCUUAGAGGAAAAAUUAGAAUGCUAGAUGAUUCUGCUAGAAAGAGAUUUGAUGUAUCUGAAAGAUUAGUCGAAGUUAUAGAUGGUACUAAGACAGGUGAAGUAUUAUUAGAUGAAACAUUACAAUUGAUGAAAAAUGAUGAACCCCUAACUGUUGCUAAUUGGAUUGAUUUAUUAAGUGGUGAAACAUGGAAUCUUAUGAAAAUUAACUACCAAUUAAAGCAAGUAAGAGAAAGAUUAGCUAAGGGUUUAGUAGAUAAGGGUGUUCUUAGGACUGAAAUGAAAAACUUCUUCUUAUUUGAUAUGGCUACACAUCCUGUGGCAGACUCCACAUGUAAAGAAGCAAUUAAACGUAGAAUACUCUCAGUACUUGUCUCAAGAAAUAUGGAACUAGAAUACAAUGAUUUCUUCCCAAAGACAACUUCAUUUGCCCUAAUUCGAACUUUGGCAUUGAUAUGUAGUGCGUACGGUGCUAACGUUUUAGAAAAUGUUCUAGCAUCCUUAGAUUUUGAUAAACGUGAUAGGGCCAUUGGUAGAUCCGACGAAAUCCUAGCUCAAUUUGCUCAAUAUCCCUUUAAACUAGAUGGUGAAUCUGAAUAUGGUAUAUCUAUUAAUCUUAACAGAGAAGUCGAGGACGAGAUUGAGGGGUUACCAGGCCACGAUUUACAACUAGAAGUGGUUGCAGGUGUUAUCGAAGUAUUUUCAAGAAUGGAUUUGUUGUUAUAA
This is a messenger RNA of Maudiozyma barnettii, 1083 nucleotides long. RefSeq names its product Vps74p (gene VPS74). The record is from RefSeq and is a predicted model, not a curated record. NCBI's taxonomy places the organism in Eukaryota, Fungi, Ascomycota, Saccharomycetes, Saccharomycetales, Saccharomycetaceae. The transcript has a single exon. Gene Ontology annotation, cellular component: Golgi cisterna; trans-Golgi network; cytosol. Gene Ontology annotation, biological process: Golgi vesicle budding; Golgi organization; retrograde vesicle-mediated transport, Golgi to endoplasmic reticulum. Gene Ontology annotation, molecular function: phosphatidylinositol-4-phosphate binding. Bases 1 to 1083 code for a protein of 360 amino acids.